This is a messenger RNA of Leptomonas pyrrhocoris, 491 nucleotides long. RefSeq lists its product as hypothetical. The record is from RefSeq and is a predicted model, not a curated record. The coding region runs from base 90 to 491 and encodes 133 amino acids. Lineage: Eukaryota; Euglenozoa; Kinetoplastea; Trypanosomatida; Trypanosomatidae. The transcript has a single exon.
GAGUACCGUACUCACUAUAUUCUGACGUUGCGAAGCAACAAACUCGUGCUUUUCAGCAGUCGACACGAUCCCCAUAUAGGAGCCGAUCAAUGGUUCUCAUUGACAAGUUUAAGACACUUGUUGGACGCAAUGUCGGCUCGCGCGCUGGGAGCGCACUUACAACAUCGUCAAAGGCAGCUCCCCCCACAUUUGUGGAAGCGUGGAAUCAGGCCAAAGCAAUGACCAGCAAACUCUUCGAGGAGCGAGAAUGGCAGUGUCCGUGCGGACACAAGUUUCGCGCGGCUGGAGAAUGGGUUGCCUGCGCACCCAUCUAUUGUGAAGUUCCCUCGUGCCCCAACCCGAAGUACUACAUUGAUGGCCCUGGCCGUGCACUCCUGGAAGCCAACCCAUCUGGGGUCAAACUUGAGGAAGUUAACAGCUCUAAUAGUUCUGGUGUCACUGGUGCGUCGAGCGGUAAGAAGACGGGCGGGGUGGGGUCUCGUUUCCGAUAA